This is a messenger RNA of Rhagoletis zephyria (snowberry fruit fly), 1680 nucleotides long. Lineage: Eukaryota; Metazoa; Arthropoda; Insecta; Diptera; Tephritidae. The record is from RefSeq and is a predicted model, not a curated record.
AUGGAAGGCUCAGAAAUUAUCCUCUCUCUGGACUACGCCGUGGAUGAUGAACUGAAGGACGAUGGCGGUGUUGAGGAAACUGAAGACGAAGCUGAAGUUGUUGAUGAUUGUGAGAAAGCAAUUUCAUCUACAACCAACAACAACAACAACAACAACAACUCAUCUGUCUCCAGCUCUAAAACCGCUGAAACACCUGAAUCGAACUCUAAAUCAGCCAAAGGCAAAAACAGCGAGGAAGUCGCUAAUGGUGUGAACGAGAAAGACAAGUCGUCUUCUAAAAGUGCAGCUGAGAAAAAGCCGCCAUCAUCAAAAUCGAAGGGAAAGUCGCAGCCGGCUAGCAGCUCCAAAAAGGAGAGCAGCUCUAACGGGACCAGUAACAAAAGCAAGAGCUCUACUGCUGCUUCUUCAUCUGAGACAAAGGCCUCAAAAGAUAAGGCAAAGUCAAACGAAGUGAAAGCUGAGCCUACCACCGAGUACAAGCUCUACGUCAGCGGCAUCAAUGAAGACACCAAGGCUUCGGAUUUGCAAGAUUUAUUUUCUAAGCACUCGAAAAUUCUAGAUGCAAAGAUCAUUCGUUUUGCCAAAAUUCCCAAACAAUGCUUUGGUCUGGUCACCUUUGAGAGCAUGUCUCUAGUGCAGAAGUGCAUUCAAACAAUGGACAAAAAUACCCGUCUGAAGGAUAACGUUAUUACUCUUUCUCAAAACUCUCCGCUUAAAUCGCCAAGCAAAAGCUCUUCUAGCAAAGCGGAAAAUGGCAAACAAACCGAGGAGGUUUCUGAAAAGUCGAAAUCAUCAAAAGAUGAAUCAAAGAGCGUGUCCACUAAAAAGGAGUCCACUUCAAAAGGGGAGACCAAAAGUCAGAAAAGCAAAACAACUUCAUCGACUAAAACUACGGAAAGCAAAGGAACUACUAGCAAAGAUGCUUCAAAGAGCUCUAAGGAUUCGUCGUCUGCCAAAAAGGACGUGAAAAAGACAGACAAAGAAAACAAAGAUUCAAAGACUAAGGACAGCAAAGCUAAGGACAGUAAGCCUAAAGAGAAGGAAACGGCUGAGAAAGAGAAGGAAAAGCCUAAGCAGAAGCCGAAACCGAAACCUAAGCCGAAACAGCAGGAAAAGCCAAAAAGUCGUCCAAAAGGAAAAGUGGACCGAUCCGUUUCUCGUUCACGAUCUCGCUCGCCUGUUUUCAGACGCUUCAACCCUCGUCGCCCACCCAUUGCCAUGCGUCCGCCAAUGCAUCCUCGUGGCCGAUUUGACCGUUUCCAGGAGAAUCGCAAACGCGAAGAGUACGAACGCAUUCAACACGAACGUCUCGAGAUUCGACGCGCGAAGGAGCUCAUUCGCCAGGAGCGUAUCAAACUGGAGAAGGAGAAGCUGGAGUUGCUUCACUUUGAGCGGCAGAAAAUCGAAAAGGAGCGCGAGGAGCUGGCCCGCAAGCGGCAGCACCUGGAGAUGGAGCGCAAGCGGGCGGAGUUUCAAGCGGUCAAGCGACCCAUGAUUGAGGGACAUGGACGCAGUCCGGACAACUUUCACUCCUCCUCGCAUCAUGGCAGCCGUCGCGGAGACGAAUCUCACUCUAGCCACGCAAGACCGGUGGUCGAAUCUUCGAGGUACUAUGACCUGCAUGCGAGCAUACCACUGCUGCACACUGUGUGUUCUCUCACUCUUUGCCCCAAUGCCUGA